This is a messenger RNA of Cotesia congregata, 1461 nucleotides long. The record is from the annotation of a GenBank genome assembly. NCBI's taxonomy places the organism in Eukaryota, Metazoa, Arthropoda, Insecta, Hymenoptera, Braconidae.
AUGGACAGGUACAUGAGUGAUUGGCCACUUCCAUUGAAAAUAGUACCAAAGUCAGGCCUUCAUUGGACGUACGAACUGAGAGUCAGUGUCAAAGUAAUCUACCUGGAAAUAUCUAUGAUGCAGUACAAUAAAUUCGUCGCUCUUUGCUUGGUGGCUAUCACCUUGGGCCAAGCUGCUUCAUUACCCCAGCAUCCGGUUUAUCAUCCUGAGCAAUAUGCCCAACAGCAGGUUAACGCUAGAGAUGAAAGGAAAUUCGCUGAAAAACCAAACGCGAUGAAGAAAGUCGCUCUUGAUGAUAUUGAUGAUAUUGGUUCUAAUCAACUUCAGGAAACAAAUGGGACUGGAUUUUCAUGGUCAAAUAUGUUGGGAAUGGUGAUGCAAAUGUUACUGGGACCAACAGGCAGUAUCACCGGACCAAGCAAGAAUGACAUCGAUGAUGGUGCGCCUUCAAGCCCAUGGGCAAAUCUUCUGACAAUGGGCUUGAGAGUAUUGACAGCUAUCUUGGGUGGAAACCAACAAGCAGACGGUAUCGACAAAGUUGACCACAGUCCUAUGCAGGGCAUAUUGACAGCGGUGCUGGGUGCGUUUCUAGGACAGGGAAGACAUCCUGAUCAGGUGGCUACCAUGGCAAAACAAGCUACUGAGUUUAUAAACAUUGUAAUGAACUUAUUGGAUGCAUUAAAGACAUCAUUCUCCCAUCGUUCAUUGACUGCACGAUCAUUGGGUAAACGUGAUGGUAUGUCUGAGGCUGCUGUUGCUUCUAUCACAAUGUUAAAGGGUUACAUGAGAUCGAUGAAAUCCUUCAGCAAUGUCGGCAGAAUGGAAGAGGAAGGACAAAGAGGAUGUGCUGAGCGUGCAUUAUGCGAAGCGAGUGCUGAGUGUGUUGCUGACAGCCAAGGAACAUCAAUGAUCUUCUGUCAACUUGGUUCAUACGCCACGAGUUAUCUUCUUCAACGACAAAGUGGUGUCGGUUUUGAGGCACUCUUCGAAGCAGGCAGACGUGGAAGAUCCGGGGAAGAUUGCAGAACACUCUUCAUGGACUGUAAUGCCUCUCUGUUUAAUUGGGGAGGAUCAGGGGGACACUUCAAGGGUCCUUACGUUCCACUUGAACGAUGGCAAAGUGGAUGGGAACAUCCACAUCACAGCCAUGGUCACAGUCAUGGGCAUCAUGGAGGAGGUGGCAAAGGUGGAAGUGGAGCUGCUUUGAGUGCUUUAGCUCUCUUAGCCUUUUUAUUUUUUAUUAACUGUAUGCAGCAAUCAUUAAAUGACAAUACUACAGCAUCAGCAUCAACAACAACUACAGCACUACUAGUUCGUGACGAUGAUGAUUUUAUAUCAAGCGGAGUGGAAAGAAAUCCAGCAAAAUUAGUAAAAACAAAGCAGCCGCCUCUCACCCGCAGAAACAAAAGGUCUGAGUUCGAAAAGGGUGACAUGGGAACCCACCUAGAUCAAUACUCUUAG